Messenger RNA from Theileria equi strain WA, 1004 nucleotides. RefSeq names its product equi merozoite antigen 3. The record is from RefSeq and is a predicted model, not a curated record. The transcript has a single exon. The coding region runs from base 97 to 936 and encodes 279 amino acids. NCBI's taxonomy places the organism in Eukaryota, Apicomplexa, Aconoidasida, Piroplasmida, Theileriidae.
AAAUUCACUUUGUUGUAUGUGUGUAUUGAUUUUUACUGCAUAAUCACAGAGGGUCUCGCUUUCUGCUAUUUUUAACUUGUAGAUUAAGGGUUCACAAUGAUGACAAAAUCUCUGUUUGGCGUUGCUGCCUUUACUUACUUUGCUAUUUCCAGCGUUUUUGCUGAAGAGGCCGCUAAACCAAAAUUUACAGGACUUGUCCUUGACGUCAACAAGGAGAUCAUUGACCACGUUGCUGUAGAAUCGACUGGUAUUGACGAUCAAAUUGCUACCGUUUUUGCUGCCCACAGGGACUUUGCCAUCGAGAAGGUUGUAGAUGGUGAGAAGAUCAUCAAGACCUUUGACUUGAGUAAGCAAACUCCUGAACGCGUCGAGAAACAUGUCAAGGGUGACAAAAUAUUUGUAGUAAUCACCGUAGAUCCUGCUCUUCGUCUUGCCUUCAAGAAGGAGGGUGAUGCCUGGGUUGAGAUGCCACUUGCUGACUUUUACGAGGAGCUUGUAUUCAAGGGUCUCAGCGGUGUUGCUGUUGAUCUUGACAAGUUUGCCGAUGGAUCCCUUUUCUCCGCCGCUGAGUUUGGCUCCGGCAAUAAGCACACCUUCAGCGCUGCUGGAAAGCGUGCUUCCAAGGUUACCUUUGGUGAAAAGGAUCUCCUUGACGGUAACAACGAAGUUAUUCUCGAUGUAUUCGUCUUCGUCAGUGGCGACAAGAAGGUUGCAAAGGUCGUCUACCUCUACAAGGGCGAUGGCAGAAUCAAGGAAAUCUUCUUCCAACUUGUUGACAAGGCGUGGACUAGGGUUGAGGUCAAGGCUGCUGCUACCGUUUUGCACAGCAUUGAUAGUUCAUUCCCCGCUGACUACAAGACUGUAUUUGAUGGAUUCUCCGCCUAUGGCGUCUUCUCGGCUGUCGCCGCCGUCUUUGCUGUUGCAUUGUUCUGCUAAGCGCUACGGAUAGGAAUCGCUCCAAUUUUGGAAAAUCGUAUUAUAGGCCAUAAAUGUUCAUGCAUGUC